Papilio xuthus (Asian swallowtail) is the source of this 2172-nucleotide messenger RNA. RefSeq names its product putative inorganic phosphate cotransporter. Gene Ontology annotation, biological process: transmembrane transport; monoatomic anion transport. Bases 192 to 1664 code for a protein of 490 amino acids. Gene Ontology annotation, cellular component: membrane. The record is from RefSeq and is a predicted model, not a curated record. The transcript is spliced from 11 exons. Lineage: Eukaryota; Metazoa; Arthropoda; Insecta; Lepidoptera; Papilionidae. Gene Ontology annotation, molecular function: transmembrane transporter activity.
UCCUGUGUCGUGAUAAUGACAACAGUUUGGCGGAUUCACGCAAGUCUCAUCGCACUAAAUAUAGGAAUUUAACUGUUCUUUUAGAAACUGUUAUGUAGCUGUAUUAUAACAAAGUGAAAAUUAUUUUCAUUAAUAUCAAUAUAUCAGAAAGUUACAGUGAUUGAGUGAGAGUGUAAGAAAGUUCAAGCAAAAUGUUGAUGUGGAUUUUGAUAGCGAUUCUUGUCGUGCUGGCCCUCGUGUGGUCUAUGGAUAUCGAGAGUUCUUUUGGAAUGCGACAUCUGGUCGUGUUCCUACUGUUUGUGGCAACGACGGUGUCAUAUGCCACGCGUGUCAGCAUGAGCGUCGCCAUCGUCGCCAUGACAACGGACAACGACUACGGACAUCCUGUAUUUAAAUGGGAGAGAAGCGUUCAGGACACGAUCCUGUCGUCUUUCUUCUGGGGCUACAUCCUGCUGCAGAUCCCCGCGGGGAUGCUAACCGGCCGAUUCGGAGGGAAAAUCUUCAUCACCGUAGCCAUGCUCAUCACCGGACUGGUCAACUUGGUCACGCCAUUCGCCGCUACUAAAGGUGACUGGAUGGCGGUGUGUGCGUGCCGCAUCCUGAUGGGAUUGUCGCAGGGUCUACUGUACCCCAGCCUGCACGGACUGUUGGGACAGUGGGCGCCCGCGGCUGAGCGCAGCCGUAUGGGGACAUUCGUCUACGCUGGUGCUCAAUUAGGUACAAUAAUAGAGAUGAUGUUGGCGGGCGUGCUGUCUGCGGGCCCGUGGGGUUGGCCCGCCGUCUUCUACGUGGCGGGUGCGUCCUGCUUGGCGCUGGCCGCUGUCUGGAUGCUCCUCGGCGCCUCUACACCCAGCACUUGCCGGUGGAUCUCCAAGAACGAGAGGAAAUACAUCGAGACCAGCGUCGGGUCUGCCGACAUCAGUGAACAGAAGAAAAUGGCAACUCCAUGGAAGAGCAUCUGGACGUCGCUGCCAUUCUGGGCGAUCCUGCUGGCUCACAGCGGACAGAGCCUGGGCUUCUGGACCCUGCUCACAGAGAUACCCUCCUACAUGAGCAAAGUCCUCGGCGUCAAUAUUAAAAGUAACGGUCUGCUGUCUGCGCUUCCGUACGUGGCGAUGUACAUCCUCAGCUUUGUGUUCAGCUGGACCGCGGACUUCCUCAUCAACAGGAAUAUCAUCAGCCUGCCCACGGCCAGGAAGAUCUUUAAUACUAUCGCAUUUUGGGGGCCCGCAGCGGCUCUGCUGAGUCUGUCCUACAUCCCGGCAGGUCACUUGACCCUCGCGGUGGUCAUACUAACUCUUACAGUUGGUCUCAACGGCGCGCACUAUGUCGGUUUCCUGAUUUCGCACAUCGACCUGUCGCCCAACUUCGCCAGCACUCUGAUGGGUAUUACCAACGGCUGCGGGAACAUCUUCUCCAUCAUGGCACCCCUCAGCGUCUCGCUCGUCGUCAAAGAUGAAUCGAGUGCGUCAGAGUGGAGGAACGUUUUCUUAAUCUCGAUCGCUUUCUACUUCCUGAGCAAUCUGUUCUUCAUCCUGUUCAUGUCAGGCAAGGUCCAGGACUGGAAUGAACCGCAACCUGCUAAGACUUUAGAGGAUGGCGUGAAAGAAGUUGAAGAAGUCGACAGCAGUAAUAAAAGUAAAACCGUAGUUGAGAAAUUUUGAUAAAUGUAAUAUAGUGUAGAUUUAUAACUAGUCAUAAAUAGAUUUUACAUCGUAAAUUAUAUUCCAGACAAAUAAAUGUUAUUAGAGUAAUAAAACAGACGCCAUUAAACAACAUUCAAAGAGCCAUACUAGAUACGAGUUAUCAAUUAAAUAAGAAGUAAAGGAUACAGGGAAUGUUUUGUCUUUAGUUAUAAUAGUUACUUCCUUUUACUUUGCUCAAGGAUACAACUUUUGAUAAGCACACAACAUUUAAGUUGCUGUUAAAAUUGUUCAAUCAUUAUUGUACAGUUAUUUUACAAAAUUAUUUAAUAAUUUAUUAUAUUAUUAUAUAAAAUUAAUUACCCUAAUUUGUACGGAUCUCUACUUACGUAAAAACUAUAGAUUUGAGUGGAAAGUGAGCAAAUAAUUUAUUUAUUAUAAAUUCAGCAAUAAUUGUUUUAAUCUUAUAAAAUAUAUUGUGUUAUAAAUAUUGGAUGUUUAGUUCAUUCUGUUUCUAUUUCAGGUUAUU